AUGGCGGCCUCGGAGGCGGCGCCCGCUCUGGCUGAGGGCGCUGGGUCGGCGCCCUGGGCGCAGCUGGACGCCCCCGCCCGGUUCCUGCUGCAGGUGCUGCAGUCGGGGCCGGAGGGGGCGCGGCGCGGCCUGAGGCUGCUGCGGGCUCUGGGCAGUCGCGGCGAGGAACCCUUCUGCUGGGGCCGCGUCCUGGAGGCUCUGUGCCGGGAGGAGCCCGUCGUGGAGGGCCCGGACUGUCGCCUGGAGCUGAGGCCGCUGCUGCUGCGAUUGCCCCCGUUAUGCCAGAGGAACCUGAUGUCCCUGCUGAUGGCUGUCCGGCCGUCGCUGCCCGAGAGCGGCCUACUCCCGGUGCUGCAGGUUGCACAACAAGCCCAGAGCCGAGGCGCUGACGCCUGGCUCCGGGCCCUGGGGCAGUUGCUGCAGAGGGACCUGAGCGCAGGGGUAGCGACUGAGGGAGCGUCCCCGCUGUCUACACACUGCCGGAGACAGCUCCAGGGCCUGUGUGGGCGGCUGCGCCAGGGAGGCAGGGGGCUGAAGUUCGCCCAGGCUCCCGUUCCCGAAGAGGAAGAAGAGGAGGAGAAGGAGGACGAGGACUCCCCGUGGCCUGGGAAACGCAGAAAGGGGCCAGAGGAAGAGCCUGCCAGUCCUGAGGGCCAGAGGGCCCCCAAAAGGUUCCGACGUUUGGAAAGGGAAGGGGAAGAAGGUCAGGAGGAGGAGAGACGUGAAUCUGAAUCUUUGGAGACCCAGGCAGAUGGAGGAGGUGCCUCACCCAUUAAGAACCAGCCUGUCAGAGCCGAGCCCAGGGAGGCUGGUCAGAGUCUGGAGGAGGCUCAGGGCCUGGCCGAGAAUUUGGAGUUGCCCAAAGCUGUCCAGGACCAGCUUCCCAGGCUGCAGCAGCUGCUCAAGACCUUCGGGGAGGGGUUGGAGGGGCCCCCCCCGCCCGAGCUGCAGCUUCUCCACGAAUGCAAUCCCAGCCAGAUGGACCUGCUGUGUGCCCAGCUGCAGCUCCCGCAGCUCUCGGACCCAGCUCUCCUGCAGUUCUGCACCUGGCUCCUGUCCGUUUCACCAGAUCUUAGCCUUAGCAAUGCGACCGUUCUGACCAAGAGCCUCUUCCUUAGACGGAUUCUCUCCCUGACUUCCUCAGCCUCCCGCCUGCUCAUGACUGCCCUGACCUCCUUCUGUGCCAAGUAUGCCUAUCCUGUCUGGAAAGCCCUUCUUGGCCCCGUGCUCCAGGCCCCAGGAAUAGGUCCAGCUCAAACAGAGUUACUGUGUUGCCUUCUGAGGGAUGAGGCCCUGGAGCCAGACAUGCAGCUUCUAAUGCUGGGACAGAUCUUGGAGCUGCCCUGGAAAGAGGACACUUUCUUGGUGUUGCAGUCACUGCUGGAGCGGCGGGUGGAGAUGACCCCUGAGAAGUUCAGUGUGUUGAUGGAGAAGCUCUGUAAAGAGGGGCCAGCAGCCACCACGUCUGUGGCCUAUGCCAAACUCAUGCUGACGGUGAUGACCAAGUACCAGGCCAAUAUCACUGAGAUCCAGAGGCAGGGCCUGGCCACAGCCCUAGAGCUCAACACCACUUUCCUGAGGAAGUCCCUGAAGGCCGCCCUGAGACAUCUGGCCCCCUGACCAUGCACUAAGGGACCACACUCCUGGAGCUCCCUCACCAGCUGCCUGAAGGAUACUUCUGCCCUCAGCACCUCACCCUGACCCCUUGCCUGGGGGUAAAGGCUGAGGUCCGCUGCCUCCCUGCUCCAGGACGCAGAGAGGACAUCUUGGCCUCCCAGCCAGCAGGGAAGGUCCUGGGCUAAGCAGCCUUGAUGAGCUUUAUUUCCAAGGGAUGCUGACCUUGGGCUCACUCCUUGUCACUUUUACUUCAGACUGUGGGGACAGAAACUUUCAGAAAGGCCUCAGUAGGGUCAAAGCAGACCUAGGUAGAUGAAUGAUGCUUCAGGAUCCCUGAGGUGACCUGUGUCCUCAGCACAAAUAUCUUGCACCCAAGUGUAUGUUAUGACCCUCUGUGUUCUGACUUGGAUAAUAAUUUAUU
Neomonachus schauinslandi (Hawaiian monk seal) is the source of this 2038-nucleotide messenger RNA. RefSeq names its product FA complementation group E (gene FANCE). Gene Ontology annotation, cellular component: Fanconi anaemia nuclear complex. The record is from RefSeq and is a predicted model, not a curated record. Gene Ontology annotation, biological process: interstrand cross-link repair. Lineage: Eukaryota; Metazoa; Chordata; Mammalia; Carnivora; Phocidae.